AUGACCAGCGGCAGUGAAAGCCAACAGGAAGCUGUCGCUGCGAGACUGGGAGCCUCGAGCACCAAGACAAAGACAAGAUUAGGAUUCUGGAAUGUAACAACAAUGUUUAGUACAGGAAGGCUCGCGCAGAUCACCAGAGAGACGAAUGAAAAUAAACUUCACAUCCUUGGUAUUAGUGAGUGUAGAUGGGCAGGAUUUGGUUCACAGAGAACGCAAGGCGGCGAAACAAUUUUGUUUUCAGGCCGGAAUGACAACCUACACCGGCAAGGAGUAGCUCUCAUCCUGAAGAGGAGCGUGGAAAAGUCACUUCUUGAGUGGAAGCCUAUCAACGGGAGGCUAAUUAGAGCGAGGUUCUUUGGGAAGCAAGUGAAGAUGACUGUAAUUCAGUGUUACGCUCCAGCAAAUGAUGCUGAUCCUGAGCAAAAAGACAUCUUUUAUGAAACUCUUCAAGCUGAAGUGGAAAAUACUCCAUCACAAGACCUCCUGAUUGUUAUGGGAUAUACAUAG
Messenger RNA from Orbicella faveolata, 507 nucleotides. Its product is annotated as craniofacial development protein 2-like. NCBI's taxonomy places the organism in Eukaryota, Metazoa, Cnidaria, Anthozoa, Scleractinia, Merulinidae. The record is from RefSeq and is a predicted model, not a curated record.